CGCGUGACUUUCCCAUCACAUGACACACAAGACUGAAAAGGAUGGACCUAACAAUAUAAACACAAUAAAACUAUUAAUUACGAUCGCGUUUCAGGCUAAAUUCACUAAGCUGUAUAUCGAUGAGGAUAACGACCUAUUCAUGUUGACUAGUUAUACGUUAAAUUGCUAAUAAGGCUAAUGAACAUGCAGAACCUGUAGAUGGUUGCUAUUGUCAACGCUGUAAUGCAAUGUUCAGUUGUUCAUAACUUACUGUAAGUACCAGUCGGCGCUAAAGCUCCACGUAGCUAAUAAAGAUGAACGCUUUAGUUGCCCUGUGCCACUUCUGUGAGCUCCAUGGCCCACGGACGCUGUUUUGUACCGAAGCCGUCCACCCUCCAUCCCCUUCACCUCCACAGCCGGGCUCAGCCAUUCCCGGAGAACGUGAGCGAGAGGGCGACCGAGAGGGUGAAGGGCUCACCAUGAGGGCCAACAGCUCUGCCACACAGAGAGCGGACAUGUGUGAGGGCUGUCGCUCUUUACCUGCGUCUCACCCAGGCUUUGUGAGUGUGGACGGUGAGACAGGAAUCCGCUAUUUGAGCCAUCAACAUCCAAGGCAGCCUCAGCUCUUCAGCGUGGUGCGACAGGCAUGUGUGCGCAGUCUGAGCUGUGAGGUUUGUCCUGGUCGGGAGGGACCAAUCUUCUUCGGAGACGAACAGCAUGGCUUCGUUUUCUCUCAUACGUUUUUCAUCAAAGACAGCCUGGCGCGGGGCUUCCAGCGCUGGUACAGCAUCGUGGUGGUGGCCAUGGACAGAAUUUACCUCAUCAACUCAUGGCCGUUUCUAUUACGCCACCUGCGGCUCACCAUUCAGAGUCUCCAGAAUACAGCACUCAAGGUGUUUGACAGCGAGCAGUGUGUGUGUCCUCAGAGGGCUGUGCGGAUGAACAGUGCCUUCUCUCCGGCAGUGUUUCCUCACCAGCGCAGUGGAAACGCAGCCCGUUCGCUCACCUCUCUGACCCAGCAUUCCAAUCUGUGGGACAGUCUGCACUCCUCAUUCAGCUGGUUGCUGAAAGCUUGUGGCAGUCGGUUAACAGAGAAGCUUUUGGAAGGAGCGCCCACAGAAGAUACACUCGUUCUUAUUGAAAGACAAACUGAGCAGGAGGAAGAGAUGAGUGGCUGGGACGGUGCUGAAGGGGGCGGAUCUAACCCUCAGUCCUGCCAAUCAGAGAGUGUUCAGGCUAAAGACUUUCAGUUUGAUGACGGAACACAAGAGGACCUCAUUGGGCCGAAAUUCAAAUCACUAAGACAUUUAAGACAGGUCUUGGGGACUGCAGAUUUCCGGCAGUUGACAUGGCAUGUGCUCAUGGGAAACCAGGUCAUAUGGAGAGGUGCAGACCCUGGUCUUAUCCAGUCAGCUUUCAAUGUGCUGAAGGCUUUGCUUCCAGUUGGCUGUGUGAGAGCAGUUCAGUACAGUCCUCACUAUGAGGAAGCAUAUCGGUGCAACUUCCUUGGCCUUAGUCCAGACGUACCAAUCCCAGCCCACGUCAGCUCCUCAGAGUUUUCUGUGCUGGUGGAUGUACUGAACGCAGAGCGCGGUUGUGUAAAUCCUGUUUCAGACGAUGACAUUCUGUCACUUUACCAGUUUCACAUUAGCAGUGCCAACACACAACCAACAGAUAAAGGUCCAACUCUUCUGAAUAAGCUCGAAGUGGCUCUUUCUAAUGAGAAUCUGUCCGUGGAGGUGGUCUCGCUCUGCCUACUCUGUCUGAAAGAGGAGUGGAUGAACAAAGUAAAAGUGCUGUUUAAGUUCUCCAAAGUGGACGGCAGAGGUAAAGAGGACACCCAAAAAGUUUUGGCCCUGCUGGGGGCCACGGGGCCCGGAGAAGAGGACAAUGUGCGUCUUCUUAAGUUCUGGAUGACAGGAUUGAGCAAACUCUACAAGAGCCAUCUGAUGACAGCAGUCAGAGGUGGAGAGAGGACUUUGAGCCAGUGAGAGAGACUGAAAACGGGGGACAAUGGACUCAUUGCUAGAGUUAGAUGAAAGGAAUGUGUGUGUAUGUGUGCGGUUGUGUGUGUGUGUGUCAGUUACUGGAAAUGGGGGCCAGGCCUGAGAAUGUGUUUUUCUUGCAUGCUACAAAGAGAAAGUUAAAGCUAUCAAUGUGAUUGAAGCCUCAAACGUUUUCACUUCGACAUGUGCAUUUUAAUGGAAUGUUGUUUUACCGUCAUGACUAGACAUGUCCUUUUUCUGUCUUCUUCACUUUGCGUCUAAUAAAGCGCACGGUCCAUUGCCUUUAUGGGAAUCGGGCAGAGUAUCAGUUGACAUGAUACUGUUUGGGGUUUUGUAAUUCACAUUAUCUCAUGUUUGAGUGCAUCUGAGAAUUUGUAUUUUAGAAGCGAUGUUAUUUAUCUUUAUUUGCUAACUUAUUUUAAACAAACGGCUUUUAUUUUGGACUCACACAUGUUAAAUAAAGACUGUGUGCUAAUUAA
Messenger RNA from Danio aesculapii, 2464 nucleotides. It is a transcript of the gene flcn, whose product is annotated as folliculin. The record is from RefSeq and is a predicted model, not a curated record. Gene Ontology annotation, cellular component: cytosol. The transcript is spliced from 12 exons. Gene Ontology annotation, molecular function: GTPase activator activity. Lineage: Eukaryota; Metazoa; Chordata; Actinopteri; Cypriniformes; Danionidae. The coding region runs from base 294 to 1970 and encodes 558 amino acids. Gene Ontology annotation, biological process: positive regulation of transforming growth factor beta receptor signaling pathway; positive regulation of GTPase activity; positive regulation of TORC1 signaling.